Molecule: messenger RNA, 966 nt
Organism: Lathyrus sativus (Indian pea)
Lineage: Eukaryota; Viridiplantae; Streptophyta; Magnoliopsida; Fabales; Fabaceae
Source: the annotation of a GenBank genome assembly
AUGGCUUCGUUGAAACUUCCAGAGGUUGUUCCUUCUCCUACACAGGACUCUGAACGUCUUAGAAAUGCUUUCCAAGGAAUUGGAACAGAUGAAAAGGAACUAAUCUUGGUAUUAGGACAUAGAAAUGCUUAUCAAAGGAAGGAAAUUAGAGAAACCUAUCAGCAAAUUUAUAAAGAAUCCCUCGUCGAUCGUCUCCAAUCUGAACUCUCUGGUGAUUUUAGAAAUGCUAUAGUUCUUUGGACUAGUGAUCCUUCAGAAAGAGAUGCAAAACUAGCCAGAGAUGCAUUGAAGGCUAAGAGGAAAGGAAUCAAACAGCUGCAGAUUCUGGUUGAAAUAGCGUGCGCGACAAGUCCUAAUCAUUUGAUGGCUGUGAGACAGACUUACUGCGCUCUCUAUGAUUGCUCACUCGAGGAGGACAUUAUAGCAUCGGUUUCUCCGCCCCUCACAAAAAUUUUAGUGGGACUAGUAAGCUCCUUCAGGCAUGAUAAAGUAACCAUAAAUUCAGAGGUUGCAAAAUCAGAAGCAGAAAAACUACAUGAAGCCAUAAAAAACAAGCAAUUAGAUGACGAUCACGUUGUUUGGAUACUUUGCACGAGGAAUUUUUUCCAGCUCCGCGAAACUUUCGCAUGCUACAAACAACUCUAUAACAAUACAUUCGAAGAGGACAUAAAAGUUUGUGGUAAAGGUGAUUUGGCUUCUCUUUUGAAUGUCGUAGUAUGGUGCAUAGACCGCCCCGAAAAACAUUUCGCAAAGGUUAUAAGGGAUUCUAUUGUCGGGUUUGGUACCGAUGAAGAUUCACUCAACAGAGGCAUUGUAACUCGAGCUGAAAUCGACCUGUUGAAAGUCAGAUUUGAAUAUGCUAACAUGUUCAAAGCAAAUCUUGACGAUGAUGUCAUUGGAGAUACCUCAGGAGAUUACAAAGAGUUUUUGUUGACAUUGCUAGGGAAAGGACCAAAGGGAGACUAA